AUGUGCCCGGAGGAAAGCGGCGCGACCGGGCUGGGCGAGCUCCGCUCCUGGUGGGAAGUCCCGGCCAUCGCGCACUUCUGCUCGCUCUUUCGCACGGCGUUCCGCCUGCCGGACUUCGAGAUCGAGGAGUUAGAGGCAGCUCUUCACAGAGAUGACGUGGAAUUUAUCAGUGAUCUGAUUGCCUGCCUGCUUCAAGGCUGCUAUCAGCGAAGAGACAUCACGCCUCAGACAUUCCACAGCUACCUGGAAGAUAUCAUUAACUACCGUUGGGAGCUUGAAGAAGGAAAGCCCAAUCCUCUGAGAGAAGCCAGUUUCCAAGACCUUCCUUUGCGUACUCGAGUGGAGAUCCUGCAUCGCCUCUGUGAUUACCGGCUCGAUGCAGAUGAUGUCUUUGAUCUUCUCAAGGGUCUGGAUGCAGACAGUCUCCGAGUUGAACCUCUGGGUGAAGACAAUUCAGGUGCACUCUAUUGGUACUUCUAUGGGACACGAAUGUAUAAAGAAGACCCAGUACAAGGAAGGUCCAAUGGAGAAUUCUCCUUGAGCAGGGAAAGUGAAAGGCAAAAAAAUGUCUCAAAUGUUCCUGGAAAAACAGGCAAAAGAAGAGGAAGGCCUCCAAAACGAAAAAAACUACAGGAGGAGAUUAUAUCGAGUGAAAAGCAAGAAGAAAACUCCUUGUCAUCUGACCUACAGACAAGAAAUGGAUCCCGAGGGCCAGGCCAAGGUACUUGGUGGCUCCUGUGUCAAACAGAAGAAGAAUGGAGACAAGUCACUGAGAGCUUCCGAGAGAGGACCUCUCUUCGAGAGCGACAACUUUACAAGCUCCUCAGCGAGGACUUCCUACCUGAAAUCUGCAACAUGAUUGCCCAGAAGGGAAAACGUCCACAGCGCACAAAGCCAGAGUUGCAACAUAGGUUUAUGUCUGACCACCUGUCCAUCAAAUCCAUCAAGCUAGAGGAAACUCCCAUGCUCACCAAGAUAGAAAAACAGAAGCGCAAGGAGGAGGAGGAGGAACGGCAGCUCCUUCUUGCAGUGCAGAAGAAGGAGCAAGAGCAGAUGUUAAAGGAGGAGAGAAAGCGGGAACUGGAGGAAAAGGUCAAGGCAGUGGAAGAUCGAGCUAAGAGGAGAAAGCUCAGGGAAGAACGAGCAUGGCUAUUGGCUCAAGGCAAGGAGCUACCCCCAGAACUUUCCCAUUUGGAUUUGAAUUCUCCUAUGAGGGAAGGAAAGAAGACCAAGGACCUCUUUGAACUGGAUGAUGAUUUUACAGCCAUGUAUAAAGUUCUAGAUGUGGUGAAGGCUCACAAGGAUUCCUGGCCCUUCUUGGAACCUGUGGAUGAAUCUUAUGCUCCCAACUAUUACCAGAUUAUUAAGAUCCCCAUGGAUAUUUCAAGCAUGGAGAAGAAAUUGAAUGGAGGUUUAUAUUGUACCAAGGAGGAAUUUGUAAAUGACAUGAAGACCAUGUUCAGAAAUUGCCGAAAAUAUAAUGGGGACAGUAGUGAGUAUACCAAGAUGUCUGACAAUUUGGAGCGGUGUUUCCAUCGAGCCAUGACAAAACAUUUUCCUGGUGAAGAUGGAGACACAGAUGAAGAAUUUUGGAUCAGAGAGGAUGAAAAACGGGAAAAAAGGAAGAGUCGGGCUAGUCGAAGUAGUGGAAGCCAUGUUUGGACACGCUCCAAAGACACAGAAGGAUCUAGCAGGAAACAGCCACCAGUGGAGAAUGGAGGAAAGUCUUUGCCCCCUGCACGUCGAGCUGCCUCCUCGGGGGAUGAUCAGAGUAGCAGUUCCAUACAGCUUCCUCUAGAGGUGGGCACAUCAAAUGGCCAAGGCUUUUCCCACCCCCUGCACUGUGGUAGGGUGCCUAGCCAGGCACCCUCUUUAAACCAAAUGAGGCCAGCAGCAUCAGGAACAUUCAGCUCUCUUCAAGGAUCAGAUCCCACCAACUUACAUGGCUCCUCUCGACUCCCAGAGGCCCCCCCAGGAGACCCCUUGCAGCACCCACCCUUUGCUAUACAGGCUCCAGUUGGAAUUAGUAACCAUCGGGGACCCCGGCUCAGUGCUCCAGAAGAGAAGAUGUGUGGGGGGCUAACACACCUUUCCAAUAUGGGGUCACAUGUCCCAUCCUUGCAGCUUGGGCAAAUGAAUUGUCCCAGUCAAGAUGGAAACAUGUAUCCACCAGCUCCAUUCCAGGCAGGAUUUAUUCCUUCUAGGCAUGGUGGGACUCCAGCCCGGCCCCCAGACUUUCCUGAAAGCUCAGAAAUUCCUCCAGGUCACAUUUAUCAUUCAUACAAGUAUCUGAAUCGAGUACACCCUGCUGUUUGGAAUGGGAACCAUGGUACUGCAAACCCUGGACGUUUAGGGCCAGAUGAGAAGCCCCACCUGGGGCCAGGACCCUCUCACCACCCUCAUACCCUUGGUCAUGUGAUGGAUGGCCGAGUGAUGCGGCAACCUAUCCCACCAAACCAGUGGACUAAACAGUCAAGCUUUCUACCUCAUGGAGUUCCUUCCUCGGGGUAUAUGCAGCCACCCUGUAAGUCUGCUGGACAUCGCUUGCAGCCACCUCCAACUUCAGCACCAAGUCCUCGGUUCAGAGGACCCUCUCAGGCCCUCCGGGGGGCACAAGGAGGGGAAUCCAUGAUGGACAGCCCUGAAAUGAUUGCCAUGCAGCAGCUCUCCUCCCGAGUCUGUCCCCCUGGUGUGCCUUACCACCCCCGCCAGCCCACUCCUCCCCAGUUACCUGGUCCCUUUCCGCAGGUAGCUCAUUCAGCGUCAGUAUGUGUGUCAGCACCGAAGUCUGCAUUGGACAACCCUGGGAAUACACAGGAGAUCAGUGAAACGCAAGAGCCUGAGGAUGACCGAGCAGAGCCUUUGCCUGGACUUGAAGAGAAAGCAGCAAGCAUUUGUUCUUCAGAGGGAGUAUACCUCAAACAGCUACCUCACCAAGCACCUCCUUUGCAAGCCACCUGUACCAGGCAAAGCUCACCACAUGAAAGGGAAACAGAGGACUCCCAACUCAAAAGUGAUGCUUCAGACUCUGCAGACACUUACAAAGCAUCAAAGAACAAGAAUACUUGGCCUUUGGACAGUAGCUACAGCAGCCCAGCUGUGCAAGGCUGUUUGAGAGACGUCUCCAUAGUGGCAGAGAGAGGGAAUCUACCUGAAAAUGGGGUUGUUGGUGAAGCAUCUCCCUGUAGAUCAGAGGGGAAGGGCCUUGGUGGUAGUGGUUCAGAAAAGCCACUAUGCCCCAGGGGUAAAACAUUGCAAGAAACUGUGCCAUGUACAGGACAGAAUGCAACUACACCUCCUUGCACAGAUCCCAAUUUGAUGGCAGGCACUGUGAACCAAUUUUCUCCCUUAUACAUGCCUGGCAUAGAAUACUCUAACUCAGCCACACAUUACCCUAUGAGUCCAAGUUUGCAAGGCUUGGGCUCUGUGAUGGGAGGAAAGUCCCCAGGAUCACAGCCUCAGUCCUUUUCUCCCAGGGGUUUCCAGGCUAACGGUCCCCACUCUGGACUCUUUCCCCGCUACCGCCCCCAGCAGGGAAUGAGAUAUUCCUACCAGCCUUCUUCUCAGCCUUCCUACCAUCCCUAUCAGCGGACUCCUUAUUAUACAUGUCCACAGGGUUUUUCUGACUGGCAGAGAUCUCUCCCUUCCCAGAGAAGCCCAAGUGGACCCCCUGGGAGUCACCCUCCACACCCUCUCUUUCCAGAUAAGAAUGCCUUGUCUAGUCUGCAAGGUUGUGAAACACUAAAUGCUGCCUUAACUUCUCCAACUCAAAUGGAUGCAGUGGCUGCUAAAGUUGUUCCACCUGAUGGACACAAUUCUGGUCCAGAAGAAGAAAAGAUGGAUGAAUCUGUGGAGAGGCCAGAGAGUCCCAAAGAAUUUCUAGAUCUGGACAACCAUAAUGCAGCUACCAAGCGGCAGAGCUCACUGUCAACCAAUGACUAUCUUUAUGGAACUCCACCACCACCACCUCUAAGUUCAGGAAUGACUUUUGGUUCAUCUGCUUUCCCACCCCACAGUGUGAUGCUGCAGACAGGGUCUCCAUACACUCCUCAGCGAUCAGCCACUCAUUUUCAGCCCAGGGCAUACCCAUCCCCUGUGCCUGCCCAUCCACCUCCCCAUCCAGUGGCCACCCAGACGAAUGGCCUCUCUCCAGAGGGUCCCCUCUAUUGCUGUCCAGAAGAGGGCUUAGGUCACUUUCAGGCUGCAAUGAUGGAACAGACUGGCACUGGAAGUGGAAUAAGAGGCUCAUUUCAAGAAGUGCACAGACCACCAGGAUUGCAAAUGCAUCCAGUCCAGUCACAGUCUUUAUUUCCAAAGACACCGGCACCUGCAGCAUCACCUGAACAGUUGCCACCACAUAAGACCCCAACACUUCCUGUGGAUCAAAGCUAGUCCAGGGAGGAGCCUAAGCCCCAAGGAAAUGGACAGCUGCAUGUGAAGACGGAGGCGGGCCUGGAGGAUUUGGAGGAAUGACUAUUGUACAUCUCUGUUCUGUCAUCCUGCUCCGCCUCUUCGCUGUGAAUCAAGCCAUCCUCAGAGCUGAACUUCAUAGGCCUUAGGUGCACGCUCUUUAGAUGACUGACAGGCCUGUAGCUGGGAUCACCUGCACAGCUGACAAACUUAGUAACAAGAGCAAGUGUACCUGGAGUUCUUGCUGGCUUCUCCAAAUCCCAAGACUCUUGUUCAGGGAAAAUCACUUUAAACUUGGGUGGAGGGUACAUGUAAGGCUGGAGUGGUGCUUUUAAACUUUCAUGAGCAGCUAAUCUCAGGUAUAUAUUUGGGGAAGGGACUACUUGUAGUAUUAAUGUUUUUGGAGCUGGGUCCAGUUUACAAGAGUUUCAUGUUGCCUUUUUUUAUUAUUUUAAUUUUUUUGUGGUGAAUGUAUUGUAUAUAGAGUGGAACAGUCAGGUGGGCACACAGAGGAGUUGUGAGUCCUUCCCAGCUGUGGCCAGCACACUGUACUGGAGUAGUCUCUUGUCUUUGUACAGUCAGGUCACACCGAAUACUUUUGGAGCUUGGAAAAGAGACCCAGAAGGUUGCAGCUUCGAUGUCACUAACUUUUUUUCUGGUAGCCUCCUUUCCAACCGGCCUCAGAGACUACUUGUCCUCCUCAGCAUUCAUUUCUCAGUUGGUUGGAUGGUGCUGUCAUGUGAUUUACUGGGUGUUGCAGCCAGAGGACAGGCUGCUCUCGCUCUGGUAGCCUAAGUUCUGGACUUGGGAAAGCAUGUCCCUUCCUGCUUUUUCCACCAGCUGUACCAGAUAGUUCUAAGCCAGGAAUUUGGGCUCUCUAGAGUGUUUUACUUAUUAGAAGAUAAAGUGGCUUCUUCAUGGGCCUGUCAGGCCUGUGUUCUAGGAGGUAUCAUACAACGCUUUCUAGCACAAAUCACGUUUUGUGAAAGUGACUACUCAGGUUUGUUAUGUAUGUUAGUCUCAAUAAAGAAAUUGCACAGGUUUGAAUAAGGAAAGUAUAUCCUAUAGAUUUAAAUUUGAAAUUAGGACUAUUUCAGUACGUGUAGUUUUUAUCCAGUUUAAGUGAAUCAUAGUAGACUCAGUCAUGUUGAUUUAAAGUAGCUGUCAAGGGCUAGUUCUUGGGAAUUAUUUGCUGUGUCUGUGAUAGGAAACAAUUUUACAGUAUUAAAUUACGUUACUAUGGAUUUAGAAGUGAAUUACACUGGAUUCUCCCUGUUUAGCCUUCUGUAUUUUAUUUUAGCUGAGAUAUUACCAAAGUUAGGAUCUAUGUUUAAAUUUUUGAAUAUCCCACACAGAAUAAACCAAGGGAAAUGCCCUGGAGUUGCAAGUCUUUGUAAAAGAAUGUGAGUUUUAAGUAUGCUUUGGGGUAAUAGAGAUCUCCGUAAAAUACAAAUCUGCCCUAGUAUCUUAGAAUAUAGGUGUGGGGAGGGGGUCAGAGGAGAUUUCCCUCUGGUUCCAGCAUUUCCUCAGGAAAUGCAGACUAGUCUGCCAGAUGUGUGAGGAUUGCAGGGAAAACAGUUGGAUACAUCCAGGCUGUAGAGAGAACUGGACCCUAGGACACCUGCUCUCUUGAUGGAAGCAACCGCUUACUAACCUGCUGGUGUUGCUCAGGACCCAGAGAGUGUCUUCCAGGUGUGGCACACACAAACAGGGAGUUUUCUUUCCUGUUUAAUUUGUGUUUGCAAGUCAGCUGAAUCAGAAGCCAGACAUCUCUGCAAUCCAGUUUAGAAGAGCAACGAAGUGAGACUUGUGCUGUUGAGCUGUAUAAGCCAACUUAAUUGUCUACUGCAGUUUUUGUGUCUACUACUAAUAGUGGAGGCCUGUAAAUCUGUCUCACUGCAACCAUCAGGCCUCUUUCAAGGUGCUAAAACUAGAGGUUCCUAAGCUGUUCCACCUCCCAUUACACCCCCUUACCGUUUUCUAAAGAAAUGCCUUGAACAAUACUAGGGAGAGAAAAAUUGGUGACUUCCCUUAUCCCUUCUUGGUUUAUGGAAAUUAAAUAGGAAAUUGAACUACUGAAUUAAGUUCUAACACUGUAAAAAUAGCCUGUUGUGUCCUUUAUCUAAAUGUGGUGGUGCCUAGUGCUUACAGGACCUAGUACUUCCUCUCCUAGUCUGGCCCCACCUUUUAUUGGACUUUGAAUUGCUAGGUUUCCUGGAGCAGCCAGAACACAGUGUGGAGCCUCUGUGAGCCCCUCACCUAUUCAAAUGCAGACAAGGUCAUUGGUUUUUUCACCUUUCUUCCUCCAGCACUCCGGGUAUCUUACACAGAUGCAAAUAAUUGUGUUUGCAGUCUUCUUCAGUAGGGAAAUGGUAGUUAUGGAAGAGUAGUAUAUAAGAGUGUCUUAAAAGAUUCACUUUUAGGCUAGGACCUGUAUCCACUGGUCACUGUGACCUUGCUAGUAUGCUGACUCUCAGUGGUCCCCAGAAGGACAUAGUUGUGCAUAAUUGGAAGCACUCUUUUAUUUAGUGUUAGACUUAGCUUUAUCAGACUUAGUCAUAACUUAGAACCCUUGGAGCUUAAAAGAAAUAAAAGAUUCAGAAAGUGGAGCCUUUUAGAAGGCUUGAGUGUGUGUCUUUGUCCCCCAACCCCACUGUGAAAUAUUUUUCUUUAAAGGGGGAAAAAAAAACAAUAGCAAGAGCUGUUAGCUAAAGUUCCUCACCUUAGAAGAAUGUGAAUAGGACAGACUAUGUAGGGCUCUUGUUCAUGUAACUUUCCAUCCUAGCUCUUAAAAACAAAUGUGCAGUCACUCUGCUUUCUGAGCCUGUGAACUGCUCUUCAGUUCACACUGAGCCUAGGCCCUAGGCCAGCUGCUCUCAAAGGGUAAACCUCAUAGUAGUCCAUAUAAUAAACUAUAUGGAAAACUUUUAAGACCUGUGGUCUCCACCCCUCCGCUCAAUCAAAUUUCAAUUUUAAGUGUCAGUUACUCUAGCCUGUCUCUUGACUGGCCAUUUGGUGUUAUUGUCCAAUGGCAUUUGUUGGCUGUAUGGUUGUUUUCUAUGUUGACUUCUACUGGCAUUAAAAGGUAUGCAUGUUGAAUGUAGUCUUAAACACACAAAUGUCCCAAUGUAGUUCUCUCCAGGUUUGCUACCAACAUAACUUCAUGGUCAGACGUUUUCUUUUAAUGAAUGUUCAAAUCUAUAAAUGAUAAACUGUUCUUAAGGCCUGAUCAGAGGUGGGGAUGGUGCUGAAAAUGUAGUUCUGUGGUAGAGCACUUGGCUAGCAUGUGCAGGUUCAAAUAAGGCAGAUCUGGUGGAACAGACCUGUAAUCCCAACUUUUUCAAGGCUGGGACUGGACGAUCACAAGUUUAGCCUUGCCUGAGCAACUUAGUAAGAUGCCAACUCCAAAGUGAAAAGGGGGUGGGAUAUAGCUCAGUAGUAGAGCACUUGUGCAGCAUACUCGAAGCCCUAGCUUCAACCCUUCGUUACCACCAUCACCCCAACUCUCAAAAAAAAAAAAAAAAAUAACUUGAAAUUCCCCAGAAAGGUUUAAUCUGGAGUCAAGGUCAAGUGUCAAAAUCCUCAGGUGUUUGAGAUGACCUCAUUUGAUCUUCUAGCACUCUUUACAGUUCUUUUCUUGACCUCCUUCCUUAUAUACUUAACCCUGUUGUGUUCCCUUCACAACAGCGUAUCAAUGAGCGUUCAGUCCUGAGGGUUUCUGAAAUGUGGGCAGCUCUUAUCAACAGCUAAAGACACUGGCAUUUGGGUGGAACGUGCAGAGGCAUUCCCCCUUCCCCCAUGAAUUUACGGCACUGAUUUAGUUCAAAUGUGAGCCCAACAUAGUGGCACAGGCCUUUAAUUUCAGCAAGCAGAGGCAAAAAGAUGUCUGAGUUCAAGGCCUGUUUGAUCUAGCUUCAGGCCAAAGCUUAAGUAGUGAGACUCCCAUUAAAAUAGCAAACAACCCCCAAGAAUGAAUGUGACAAAUGUGACUGAUACUUGCUGGUGAAAGGCACUGUCCCCCUUUUUCAGUUUGAGCGCAAUGAACUCCAUAGAGCCUUAGGAUCUGACAAAGACCUUCCCUUUGAGUAGACAGGUUACAUGACCAAACACAGUAGGCUGACACAAGCUUAGCCUUGGUGCUAAGCUCUGGAUCCCUCUCUGUCAUUCUUGGGUUAAACAUACUCUCUAGGUGAGGUAGGACAAGCCUUCUAGUUGGCUUAAGUUAGCUGCUCUUGCUCCAUUCUCUUGGGGUUCAGUGGGGACAGCUGUAUGGAUAUUGAGUAAUUUAUUGAAAUGCUGCCUUCCUCCACCUCAUUCUAUAGCCUCUGUGGCCCCUUCAUUUCUCUAGGCAGGGGAUUCUUCUCUCGUUUGACUUGUGGGCAGCUCCUCGGGGGCCCCAGCCCUGAAUUGCCAGUCUGCACACAGUAUAUGACAUUGGACUCUUGCUGCGGAAGUGAACACCUUGUGAACUGUCCUGGCCAGUAUCAGAAAGGGGGAACGGUAUUUAUUUUUAUAUUGUAUAUAUUUUGUCAUGGUCUGCUGAUUCCCUGCUGUUUCACUGAGAACGACAAUUACCUCAAUAGUUAGUUUGAUACUGUGUGUUGGAUAGUUUUUUGAAAGAACUUUUUAAAAAGCUUUUUUGAUCUUUGGAGAUCUGUAGAUUUAUUUCCAUAUGAACUGGUUAUUUUGUAUAAA
Molecule: messenger RNA, 9105 nt
Organism: Arvicanthis niloticus (Nile rat)
Lineage: Eukaryota; Metazoa; Chordata; Mammalia; Rodentia; Muridae
Gene: Cecr2
Product: CECR2 histone acetyl-lysine reader
Biological process (GO): chromatin remodeling; single fertilization
Cellular component (GO): CERF complex
Molecular function (GO): protein binding
Source: RefSeq, a predicted model, not a curated record